This is a messenger RNA of Harpegnathos saltator (Jerdon's jumping ant), 1154 nucleotides long. Its product is annotated as alpha- and gamma-adaptin-binding protein p34. The transcript has 6 exons. Lineage: Eukaryota; Metazoa; Arthropoda; Insecta; Hymenoptera; Formicidae. The coding region runs from base 132 to 920 and encodes 262 amino acids. The record is from RefSeq and is a predicted model, not a curated record.
UAAUCUAACCCAACUUCUAACCUUCAACUGUGAUUGAUGUAAUUCAAAUAUUUAUUCGCACGUAUAUUUGUCGUAAUUCAAUAAUACUUUACUAAUAAUUUCGUUAAAUAUACAUAUUUGAAUUUGUUAUAAUGAAUUUACCUAAAUUAUUAAUCAUUAGUACGAAAGAAGGAAAGGCAAGAGAAAUAGCAGAGAACAUAGGUGCAGAACGCUUAUCAGAGCAAAAUGAUACUAUGGAUUAUCUGUGGAACAUUGAUAACAAAUAUUACACAUCACAGAUUUCAGUGUGUACCAUAGAAAACUUAACUGUUAAACCUUCAAUGGAGGGAGUGAUUGCACUGAUCCUUUAUCAUGAUCCACAGGCAGACAAAGUUGAUCAAGAACUAGAACACUUGACAUCUUUAAUUACUUUGUCGAGUUCAGCUGAAGUACUUUUAUUUUCCUGCAGUGCAAUAUCUGAUAUGCUUCUAAGGGAUAAGGUGUUGAGUUGGUGUGUACAAAACAAAUUUGAACUGGUUGAAUUAGACCAAACAGGAGAUUCAGAAUCUGAUACAGAGGGAAACAAAUAUGGUAUUGAAAGGAUCAUAGAAGCUCUACAAGCUCAUACAUGGCCUAACAUUGUAUUAAAAGAUAAACCACGUGUGGAAGAAACACUAGAAGUAAAUGAAAUUAGAGAAUUAUUUGAAAACAUCCGAUUAACUUAUGAUCCUUCUGAAAGAUUACGUAUGCAGGACAUGUUAGAUGGUAUCAUGGGUGAACAUGCUGACUUUGGAGAAUUAUUUAGUCGAUUAAUGGCUAUGAAGGAACAUGCGGCAUCUUUGCCCACGAACGAAAAGCGCAGAGUAGCCGAACAAAUAGUUACUGCUUUUUGGAGAGCCAUAGGUGGAGAUCUUUUAGAAAUCGAGGAGACACCUAAUUAAAAAUCACAUUUUUAAAUGGGUUGAGACGCAAUAUUCGUGACGACUGCUGGAUAUUGGAAGCACGAUAAAAAAUUUGGUAUUGUGUAUAGGAAUGUACCACGAUAAAAGUAGUGUUAUCAAGAAAAGUUUCAUGCAAUUUAAAUAUAUAGAAUCGUGUGUGUAAUAAAAUAAAAAGUUUACUUAGCAUUAUGAAAAUGUAUAUCUUGUAAUUGUAUGGAAAAUGAAAUAUAAUAA